Molecule: messenger RNA, 2032 nt
Organism: Phalaenopsis equestris
Lineage: Eukaryota; Viridiplantae; Streptophyta; Magnoliopsida; Asparagales; Orchidaceae
Product: E3 ubiquitin protein ligase DRIP2-like
Exons: 7
Coding region: 514-1785 (423 amino acids)
Molecular function (GO): metal ion binding; ubiquitin-protein transferase activity
Source: RefSeq, a predicted model, not a curated record
UAUGAUAAAAUCUCAAUUCAUUUUUAUCAUUUUUAUCAAAUUUUCAAUAAUUUGAUGUACAUGAAUUCGGUAGAUCAAAAAAACCAUCUACGUCACUAAUUUGUAAAUAUCAAUGUUUACGAGUAUGUAACUAUCUCGUAGUAAAUAGAGAGCUUCCCGAUUAAAAGACUGAAACGAACACACCGACGACACAUUAUUAGCAGAAACACAACCCCUUGCUCUUAAAAAGUUUUCAUUUUUAUCUCUCUCUCUCUCUCUCUCUCUCUCUCUCUCUCUCUCUCUACAUACAUAGCCAUAGCUGUUCGAUCCUUGGGGACUGAGAGCCCUCAAACCCCCAACGCCGGCCAAACAUCUCCGCCCCCAAAAUCCCGCUUGAGAAGUCCACCCCUUUGCUGCAGUUCAUCUUCUCCUUCCCUCCAAUCAAUCUCCUCAUCUCAGAUCUUCUUCAUUGAUCCCUUUUCCUCCAACGUCAAUGUCGACGUCGAAUCGUUUGUGAACCUUUUUCUUGCUGGCAUGCAGAGGAGCGCGGUGGUGAGGACGAUGCAGGUUGUCAGAGUAAAAAGAGAGGUCCUUGCUGCGUGCAUGACAUGCCCCCUUUGCCAUAAGCUGCUCCGUGAGGCCACCACUAUCUCGGAAUGUCUCCAUACGUUUUGUAGGAAAUGUAUUUUUGAAAAAAUCAAUGAUGAAGAGGCAGAAUGCUGUCCUAUAUGUCAGAUUGAUCUGGGUUGUGUUCCUGAAGAGAAGCUAAGGCCUGAUCAUACCCUUGAGGAUGUGAGAACAAAGAUCUUCCCCUAUAAAAGGAAGAAGGCCAAUGGUUCUGAAGUGCCCCCUUCCAUUACAUUGCCAGUUAGGAGGAAGGAACGGUCACUAUCUUCAUUAGUGGUCAACACCCCUCGAAUGGGAGCACAGACAAGCUUGACAGGGAGGCGAACGAAAGCUGGAACUCGGAGGACAUCGGCAUUACGUGGAGUAAGUCCGGUUAUUGAUAAACCUAAGAAGAAAGAAUGUUCUAAUGAUGAUCCUGCAAAUUCCAGUUCAAUGGAGGCCUCAAACAAAAUGUCUCACAGUAGAAGGCAGACUUCAUUGAAUGCAGAAACAUCAAAUCAUAACAGUUCAGAAAGUUAUAAAUAUGAGCAGUGGAAACCUUUGAACUGUCUUGUUGAAGUUGCCAAUAGGACGAAGAGUCUCAAGUGCAGUUCACAAACACUUGUUAUUAAGGCAGAGCAAACAAAUGGAGCUGACAAUGAAAUUCAUAUUUGCCGAACAAAGGCCCGGGAACAACCUUGUAAAUUAAAAAUGAAAGAUGAGAAGAAUAACCAUGUUUCAGCUUCAUCAGCAAUGGCUAAAGCAAGGAGAAUUCAAGGCAGUAGUCGGAAAAGAAAGGAGCAAGGGCCUUCUGCUCAAGCGGUGCUUGAUGUUGCUGACGCCUCACGGGAAAGGAGGAUCUGUCCGGUCUGGCUUUCGUUAUUUUCCUCAGCUGAUCAAAAAGGAGAUUUUUCUUUGCCUCAGAUAUCAGCAUCAUACCUAAGAAUUAAGGAAGGCAAUCUACCCGUUUCUUGCCUCAAGAAAUACCUUGUAAAGAAGCUCAACCUCGCAAGUGAGGAUGAGGUGGAGAUUGCCUGCAGAGGGCAGGUGGUUAGUCCCACACUCUCCCUCCAUGAGCUCACAGAUCAAUGGCUCAGCCAUGGAUGCUCGCAGAGAGUGAAGGCUUCAGUUGGUAGCUCAGCUAAGGAUUUCAUUAUGGUUCUUUCAUAUAGCCGCAGGACAACUGGUCAGUCUACCUGAGCUCUGCUGUAAGUCUGAACCAGAAGUCCUAUUGGAAAAUAUUCAUUAUUUUUUCUUUGGAUGAUUUACAUACAUGCCACACAAUUCCUAUAUAUUUACAUAUCUAACAUCCAAACUUUCAUAUUUACAUUACCUGCUGCUUAAAUCCUUGACAUUAAAUCCAAAAUAACACUACCACUAACGUUGUCAAAGUGAAAUAUACAUUUUCAUGCAGAACACCAAAAUAUUAAGCUUUCGGUGUUAGAUA